AUGAGCCACCAGCAACCGGAAGCCCUCGAGCUUCUGGCACGACUUGUCGAAGAUGCCAAUCACGGCCGUGUCAUUCUUGCUCCGGUCCUCAUGAACAUUGUCAUUCCGAUCACCGGUAACCCUUCUUCAUUAACCUCAGCAAUCGUACCCGCCAAGCUCACAUUACAGUACACCCUAGCCUUACACCUCCAACAAAUCAUAAACUUCCAUUCUCUUUUUUCUGAACAUUCUCCCUUCAAUGUGACUCAUCACCAUUGCCUCCUCAAAGCAAUCCCAUCCUUAAUCUUGUCAAACUUUUCGAUGUUUAAGGUUUUGCCGUACAUGGCUUCCACUUAA
Messenger RNA from Fraxinus pennsylvanica, 336 nucleotides. The record is from the annotation of a GenBank genome assembly. Lineage: Eukaryota; Viridiplantae; Streptophyta; Magnoliopsida; Lamiales; Oleaceae.